CGUGACCGCGCGGAGUGCGUGUAGCCGACAAGCCCGCACAGCAUCCCGGAGAGGAGCUUCAUCUGAGGCUGGAUUCGGAUCCAGGAGAGACGCGAGAACCGCUCAGAGCAGCCAGUUUGAAAAUGGCCACAGACGAGCUGUCGUCCAAGCUGAACCGUCGGCUGCAGAUAGAAGACGGAAGCGAGGAGCCCGUGGCCGUGGACGUGCCCGGGGAGCAGAACGGCUCCGAGGACAAGGCGAGCACCGCCAACGCCGACUCGGAGCUGGGCGCCAAGCUGCUCCGGAGGGGCGAGCUGAACGAGGGCCAGGCCGAGCCGAGCCAGCCCAGCAUGAAGGUGUUCAACCCUUACACCGAGUUCAAGGAGUUCUCCCGGAAGCAGAUCAAAGACAUGGAGAAGAUGUUCAAAACGUAUGAUGCCGGCAAAGACAACUUCAUCGACUUGAUGGAGCUGAAGCUGAUGAUGGAGAAGCUGGAAGCUCCGCAGACGCACCUCGGCCUGAAGAACAUGAUCAAGGAGGUGGACGAGGACCUGGACAACAAGCUCAGCUUCAGAGAGUUCCUGCUGAUCUUCAGGAAGGCAGCGGCCGGAGAGCUUGCAGAGGACAGCGGCCUCGGCGUCCUCGCACGUCUCUCUGAGAUCGAUGUCUCCACAGAGGGGGUCAAAGGAGCCAAGACCUUCUUUGAGGCUAAGGUUCACGCCAUCAAUGAGUCCAACCGGUUCGAGGCGGAGAUCCGCCAGGAGCAGGAGGCCAAGAAGAAGCAGGUUGAAGAGCAGAAACAGAGACGAGCUGCUUUCAAAGAGCUGCAGUCGGCCUUCAAGUAACUGCCACGUAGGAGCCUUCACUGUGUGCUGUACUAAUGCUGUCUGUAAAUGAGUGUGUGUGUGUGUGUGUGUGUGUGUGUGUGUGCGUCAGAUCUGCUCCAAGUGCCGUCCACGGAGGUCACUCGUCUCGGACACAAUGAACUGGACACAGUAUGAAAAAUCUGCAGUGUCUAUUCUGAUAACAGACAAAGGACGAUUCAUGUGUCUACAAUUGCGUAUUCAUUCAGCUCCGUAGCUCAGGACGGAGGCUACGGCCGUCUGUCCUGAGCUACAUGAAUGAAUAAUUCUCCUCCCAUCUGUCAUCCAUCCCUGUGUCCUACUAUCGAGCCAUUAUUGCCCACAUAUCAGCUCCUAGUAUAACAUAAAAAAACAACAUUAGGCCUGAGUCCAAGCCAGAAAUCCAGACCAAAGUUUUCCGAUUUUGUGGUUUGGACUCCCAGAACUCAGCAAUGAAGUCAAACCCGUUUAUUUCUAUAGUUUACAUCACAAAUCUGUCUCAGGGGCGUUGCAGUCUUUACAGCUUAUUACUCCUCUGGCCUUACAUGCUCGAGUCAGACACGGAAAAACGUUUUUUUUAUCUGGAAAAAUGGCCAAAACCUCAGGAAGAGCAACAGAGGAGGGAUGGACAGACAGUAUGAAGCAGUAUGAAGUGUAGAGAAUAGACCAAAACCAUCCGACUGGUGGACCACAGACAAUCAAGAUUAAGAAAGUUAAGAAGACUGAAAAGAGAAAUGUUUUCAUUCCUGAUAGAAGAAAUACCCGAAACUAUGCAAGUAAGGCUUCGACUUUGUUGUUUGUUUUAUUUUUUAUUUUAAGAAUUGUUCCCGCUGUAUGCACUCCCCCCCCCGGACGAAUGCGAAGGUUGUCUAAUGUGCCAUUGUGCCACAUGUGGUGCAUCAAAGCUUCCCUUCCAGUGUCAGUCCACUGUAGUCUGCCACAGAGCGGUUCCCCCGGAGGGUCUCCUCCUCGUGUCAGAUGUUCACGUCUCAGCAGAAGACGUGCGGUACUUCUCCUCAGCGUGGUUACGAAAUGGUCGAAACCAGCCUUGAAUCACUGAGCUUACUUCCUGUGACGGUCUUUGCUUGUUGUGAAAUCAAGCUUGUUGGGCGCGUAUACUGUAAUCAGAUAAAUGUUUUAGCUCACGUUCACACAACUGCACUUACUUGGUGAUAUGAUGCAAGUGUCUUAAUCGAGAGGUAUUAGAGUUAAUGUUGAUUUAGUUGUUGUUGUUUUAUAUCAACUGUGUUCCUGUCUUGGAUAUUUACAGUGUUGAUGUUGAGAUUGUUUGGUGGAUUGUUCUAACCCCUAAUAUCAGCUUAACACCGUAGAAUAUAUUGAUAAUGGACUCAACAUAUAUAGAUAUAUAUAUAUCGGUAAAAUCAAAAUGACACGUCUAGAAGAACUUCGGCUCAGAUGUAACUCUACACCUACCGACGACUCAAACACUGUAAACCUGCUCUACAUGUAUGCUUUCACUUCUUCAUGAAAAACACCUUUGUAGGAGUUCUUUAAACUUCCCAUAAAUUCGUUGUUGACGACUCAACACAGUGUCUCGUUGGGUUUUCCUUGGAGGACAUUUGGGGAUUUCAGGGUUAAAACACGUUGCUGUUUUUCUUUACAUUGACGGAUGACCGAUGAGUCGUUGUGAUUUUAGGUUUUGUCGUGUUUAUCAUGUGUCUUUUGGUUCAUAGCAGUCACUCUUCCAUGCCGUUCAUUCCCAAACGUCCUUUUAUUGUCCCAAAAUAGUGCCAACUUUCACCACUGUUUUUUAUGUUUACUACUGCCAUGAUGCUCAGUGCAGCUUUUCUUUGCUGCAUUGUGACAAAAAUAUAAAUGAUAAUAAUAUUGACAAUGAUGCAAUUUGUACACAGUUAUUUCAAAAACCGGUUGUCCGGUGUCGGCUUUUGAUUGGCAUUGUUUUGUGGCUUUAACAUUCCAUCAGUGUUCUCAUCAGUGUUCACAUCCGUCAGUGUUUGGUCCAAGAAUCCUGAUCAAACACAAGGACUCGACUAUCAAUUGACUCCCUGGGGUUUUUUUAGUAUUUUUUUAAUAAUGCCCCGUUGUAACUGUAAAUUUUCCAACUCUAUGAAUAGUAUUAGUUUCUAAGGUGUCUGGGCUGAGAACAAACAAAGGGUUACGUUUUUCUUCUGUGGUCUGAUUUUAUUUCUUUUUUCUAACCGAGUUGUUGUGUUCUAUGCUGAUAAAUGAGAAACUCACUGAUAUAACUUUAUAAUGAUUUUCAAUAAAAUGCAUCAUUUUGUCACAAAAA
Messenger RNA from Stegastes partitus (bicolor damselfish), 3093 nucleotides. RefSeq names its product EF-hand domain family, member D2 (gene efhd2). Gene Ontology annotation, molecular function: calcium ion binding. The coding region runs from base 123 to 824 and encodes 233 amino acids. NCBI's taxonomy places the organism in Eukaryota, Metazoa, Chordata, Actinopteri, Pomacentridae. The record is from RefSeq and is a predicted model, not a curated record. The transcript has 5 exons.